AGCUAUAUCGCUCUGUUGAGUUCCGCCGUCUUUGUGCAGUCGAGGAAGCCACGAUGGCCACCACCAUGAAGGGACAUGUAGCUGUUGAAGACGUGAAUGUCACCUUUGAAGACCAACAGAAGAUCAAUAAAUUCGCCAGGAACACGAGCCGGAUGACCGAGCUGAAGAAUGAAAUCGAGUCGAAGAAAAAAUCGCUGCAGAACUUACAGGAUGCCAGCGAUGACCUUAUGAUGUUCGAUGACGACGCUCUAUUGAUCCCUUAUCAAAUUGGCGACGUCUUCAUCAGUCACACCCAGGAAGAAACACAAGAGAUGCUGGAGGCUGCAAAGGAAGCACUGGAGCAGGAGGUCAAAGCCCUUGAGGAGCGUGUGUCAGCGAUACAGCAAGUGUUGGGGGAUCUAAAGGUCCAGCUCUAUGCCAAGUUCGGUAACAACAUUAACCUGGAGGCAGAUGAAAGCUGAGCAGUGAAAUGGACAUUGACAGCUGCCCCAACGUGGACUUUCUCAUGCAGCUCUCGCGUCAGUUCCACAGAGCAUUUGCCAAACAAAACAUCAAGUAGAACUCGGCAUGAACAGCUUAGAUUAGUAGCUUCUAGGUUUUGUUUACACGCAUGAUGUAUGCGUCUUCACUUUAGGUUUGGCAAACAAAUUCACAUGGACGACAAAAGGUAAAGAUGUGGAGAUAAAAUAAAUGCACAUCAUUUCUAAUGUAUUUUAAUUGGUCCCUUAUUUAAUGCUCGUGUUUAUUUUACUCCGUUGAUCAAACUGAAGUGAAAAAAGAGGAACAAAGCAGCUGUGUAUUAUUUUACUAGAAAGUUUUGCAUUUUUGUGAAUUCUCUGUUUGACUACCCUAAAGGUAGGACAAAAUUAACAAAAUGUCUCUUUGACACAUUAGUGUACUCUGCUGUCUCUGCAUUAAUGAAUGAAAAGUGAAGUCCUUAAAAGUGUUCAAGUUUUGUGGUGUUGCCACGUCAAAUUAAGUCCAUUAAAUUAGUACCACCUGUUA
Molecule: messenger RNA, 1005 nt
Organism: Morone saxatilis (striped sea-bass)
Lineage: Eukaryota; Metazoa; Chordata; Actinopteri; Moronidae
Gene: pfdn4
Product: prefoldin subunit 4
Exons: 4
Coding region: 54-461 (135 amino acids)
Biological process (GO): protein folding
Cellular component (GO): prefoldin complex; cytoplasm
Source: RefSeq, a predicted model, not a curated record